Messenger RNA from Rotaria sp. Silwood1, 387 nucleotides. The record is from the annotation of a GenBank genome assembly. NCBI's taxonomy places the organism in Eukaryota, Metazoa, Rotifera, Eurotatoria, Philodinida, Philodinidae.
AUGGAUUUGUCAUUACUGCCUACAGUACCUGUACUACUAGAACGAUCGAGUUUAGAUCAAAGUUGGGGCUUUCGUCUUCAAGGUGGAGCUGAUUUUCGAUUGCCGUUGUCAAUUAAAAAGGUAAUAUCCAAUUCACCAUCACACAAUAAACUUCAUGUUGGCGAUGGCCUUGCUUUUAUUGAGGGACUAGAUACAAAUUUAAUGAAACAUGAAGAUGCAGAAAAUAUUAUUCGAAAUGCAUUACGAUUACAACUUAUUCUUCGACGUGGUCAACUUAGUACAAUUCGACCAACAAAAGCACCUGUUAAAUUUACUCCUGGACCUGCUCCGCGUGCUAAUUCAGCAAUAAAUAACACUACAACACCGAAUAAUUAUCGUCGUUUUUAG